CACGCCCAAAAUUCCGCUACAUCAUAUACAUAUACAUAAAAGUCGCCCACUCUCCAAAGAGGGAAAGAAAACUCGAUCAGUAUUUGCGUUUUGAUUAACAGUAUAGGAGAAUGGCGGCGGCGGCGGCAACGGUGGUGCCACUGGCGUACCAGAACAACACCUCGACGGCGCCGGAGUGGCUGAACAAAGGGGACAACGCAUGGCAGAUGAUCUCCGCCACCUUAGUGGGCCUGCAGAGCGUCCCGGGCCUCGUCAUCCUCUACGGCAGCAUCGUCAAGAAGAAAUGGGCCGUCAACUCCGCCUUCAUGGCGCUCUACGCCUUCGCCGCCGUCGUCAUCUGCUGGGUCACCUGGGCCUACAAGAUGUCCUUCGGCCACAAACUCCUCCCUUUCUGGGGCCGAGCGGGUCCCGCCCUCGGCCAGAAGUUCCUCCUCCAGCAGGCCGCCCUCCCCGCCACCGUCCACCGCUUCUCCGAUGGCACCGUGGAGACGGGCGAGUCCACUCCGCUCUACCCCAUGGCUUCCAUGGUGUGGUUCCAAGGGGUUUUCGCGGCGAUCGCGCCGGUGUUGGUGGCGGGGUCGCUGCUGGGGAGGAUGAACUUCAGGGCGUGGAUGAUGUUCGUGCCGCUGUGGCUGACAUUCUCAUACACGGUGGGGGCGUUCAGCCUCUGGGGCGGCGGUUUUCUAUUCCACUGGGGUGUCAUGGACUACUCCGGCGGCUAUGUCAUCCAUCUCUCUUCCGGUAUCGCCGGAAUCACCGCCGCUUACUGGGAUAAAAACCACGGGACUAAUAGGGAGUCCGCCCUCUUCUUCUCUUAUUAUGAAAAUUGAGGGUAAAAACACCCAAACUCAGUCUACAAAGAUGUCACAGCCCACCAACAACAACAUACAUAAGAGGCAUCAACAAUAGAGAAGGAAAAUCAGGAUUAUCACCCAAAAAACGCAGCGUCGCACCAGCUGCGAUUACAGAAGAUCCGUAGCUCCGAUCAAUGUGAAACUUGAACAGAUUGAAGCCCUAAGUUUUGGGAACAACCUCUGAAAAUUUCAGCUCAAUCCAACGGUCGGAUCUCCGGCGAUGAUCGAAUUUGUGUGGCUGGUCUGUAAAUUCUGCACCAGCACCUUUCCUCUCUCUAUUCUGUUUUUUUUUCUCUGCUCUGUCCGUAAGCACUGGCUGCACUGCCACUGCCCAGCCCUUUUUUCUCCUUUUCGUUAGUCAACAAAGUAAAGGAAAAACUUUCCU
This is a messenger RNA of Cuscuta campestris, 1239 nucleotides long. The record is from the annotation of a GenBank genome assembly. NCBI's taxonomy places the organism in Eukaryota, Viridiplantae, Streptophyta, Magnoliopsida, Solanales, Convolvulaceae.